Molecule: messenger RNA, 741 nt
Organism: Porites evermanni
Lineage: Eukaryota; Metazoa; Cnidaria; Anthozoa; Scleractinia; Poritidae
Source: the annotation of a GenBank genome assembly
CUUCCAUCACCUAAUCUGUCUCAAAGUAUAAAACCAAAACAGUCUAAAACAGUCAAAGUCCAAACAAGUCAGUGUUUAGAGACACAGCCUUACCCAGAGUUUAAGUUUCAUCACACGUUUUCCAUGCUUGUAGUAGGACCGACGCAAUGUGGGAAAACUUACUUCGUGCAACAAGUAUUAACCAAGAAUUGUAUCAAGUACCCAAGUGAGAAAUCUACACAGAUUUACUGGUUCUAUAAUCAAUGGCAACCAAGGUAUGAUGCAUUGAAACGAGCGCUAAAAAAGAGGAUUCAAUUUACCCAAGGGUUACCAGACCUAAGCGAAGAUCUCAAUGAAAUCAAUCCUGAGUAUAACAAUAUAUUGGUGUUUGAUGAUUUGAUGUCUCAAGCCAUAGAUAGUCCUGUGUUAUCACAGCUGUUUACACAAGGCAGACAUCAUAAUGCGAGUGUCAUUUUACUCCUACAGAACAUGUUUCCGAAAGGAAAAUACAACACAGACAUCAGUAGAAAUGCACAGUAUGUGGUGUUGUUUCGAAGCCCUAGUGAUCGGAAGCAAAUAGAUAUUAUCGCAGAGCGAACAUUUGCAAAGGAUCGCAAAAACUUUAUGUCUGCGUAUGCUAAAGAAACAGCGAAGCCUUAUGGGUAUAUUUUGAUCGACAACCAACCGAAAACCACGAGUGAGAAACAAGUGGUCUCCGAGGUGUUUGGAAAGUGCAAAAGCUAUCCACACAUCAGUACACAG